AUGAAGGUUCUAGCAAACUUUGAUAGAGUCACCUCAGAUAAUCUGAGAGAUUCUGUGAAGUCAAAACUUACUUUUAAGGGCCAUCUUCAUACAUAUCGCUUUUGUGAUGAUGUCUGGACUUUUGUGAUAAAAGAUGUGAAUAUCAAAUUUGACGAUAACGAGACAGUGAAUGUCGAUAAGUUUAAGAUAGUGGCUUGUAACAGCAAAAGAACUGGAGAAGUCUAA
Messenger RNA from Ogataea haglerorum, 225 nucleotides. RefSeq lists its product as uncharacterized. Gene Ontology annotation, molecular function: RNA polymerase II general transcription initiation factor activity; TBP-class protein binding. The coding region runs from base 1 to 225 and encodes 74 amino acids. Gene Ontology annotation, cellular component: transcription factor TFIIA complex. The transcript has a single exon. Gene Ontology annotation, biological process: transcription initiation at RNA polymerase II promoter; RNA polymerase II preinitiation complex assembly. Lineage: Eukaryota; Fungi; Ascomycota; Pichiomycetes; Pichiales; Pichiaceae. The record is from RefSeq and is a predicted model, not a curated record.